This is a messenger RNA of Centruroides sculpturatus (bark scorpion), 718 nucleotides long. RefSeq names its product WD repeat-containing protein 20-like. The record is from RefSeq and is a predicted model, not a curated record. The coding region runs from base 212 to 670 and encodes 152 amino acids. NCBI's taxonomy places the organism in Eukaryota, Metazoa, Arthropoda, Arachnida, Scorpiones, Buthidae. Gene Ontology annotation, molecular function: protein binding. The transcript is spliced from 2 exons.
UCGGAGGCUGGUAUUUUCACGUUAGGAGGGAGACAAGAUGUCGGAAGGUCUAGCGUAUGAUUGGUUUUGAAGAGAAAUCAUUUGGGAUUAAUCGUUAUCUUAUCGAGUUUCAGCCUCGAUUAAAUGAGCGCUAAAGAGUCUUAAAAGGGCUCGAAAACAAUGCAUGGCGAUGUUGCAGACAUGUUAACCACAACACUGUCGAUGCGUUAAGAUGGCGGUUCAAUGUGAAGUCGUAUGUAAAGACGAACUUAAAACCCAAUUUAUGACAAGGGAAGGAAGUUACAAACUCAUGACACUCAGCGAAUACUCCAGACCUAACAGGGUAGGCUAUAAUACCCAAGCUAACACGCCGGUUAAAGUGUCGUUCGUCCAUUUACCAGACCUUAGUGGCAAUGGAGACCGCAUUUGCCUCAAUGUUGGACGUGAAUUGUACGUUUACAUCUAUAAAGGCAUCAAAAAGGCAGCCGAUUUAACAAAACCUGUUGAUAAACGUGUUUAUAAGGGUACUUAUCCGACGUGUCAUGAUUUCAAUCAAGUAACUGUUUCGGCUGAAUGCGUAUCCCUUCUUGUGGGUUUUUCUGCAGGACAGAUUCAAUUAAUUGAUCCCAUUAAGAAGGAGCUUAGUAAAUUAUAUAAUGAAGAGGUAAGUCAAAUUAAAUUUUUAAGUUGAGCUUUUGUUGUAAUUUACUUAUUUUUAAUUUGAAUCCUGAAAUUCUGC